AUGGACGAUCGGCAAUCGGCGGGGGAGUCUCAUAUCGACCCGCCGCCUUCCUACCUUUAUGCCCUCGAGCAAGGGGAGCGGAAUGGCGAAACUUGUACAGAUGGUAGGGUCAACGUUGAUCCAGGUUCACGCCUCGUCAAGUCUCUUUCGUUAUUUGUACCAGACUGGAAAUUUCCCGAAGGACCUGAAGCAUCUCAAUCAGCCGCUUCGGGCUCGGAAGAGCCGCCAGCAUACAGCCCACUUGCUCCCACACCAAGUGCCGCGAACGCGAAAGAAGGAUGGUCAUUUCCUCUGAACAUCGUGAUACAGGUUGUCGGUAGUCGUGGCGACGUACAACCUUUUAUUGCGCUUGGGAACGAGCUUCAAAGAUAUGGCCACCGCGUUCGGCUUGCUACGCAUAAUGUGUUUGAGGCAUUUGUGACCAGCUGCAAUCUCGAGUUCUUCCCCAUUGGAGGCGACCCGGCAGAGCUAAUGGCUUAUAUGGUCAAGAACCCAGGGCUUCUCCCAGGCAUGAAGACUUUACUCUCCGGGGAGAUUGGUACAAAGCGGGACAUGGUUGCAAGUAUUCUCGACGGCUGCUGGAAAUCAUGCAUAGAACCUGACGGGAAAACCGGACGGCCUUUCGUUGCAGACGCCAUUAUCGCCAACCCGCAGAUCAGCGAGGAUACGCGACAAAAUCUAAACUGGGUGUCGUUUGCGUUUGUCGAGUGGAUGACUUGGCAAGGUAUCGGGGACCUUGUCAAUGAUUGGCGACGCACCCUUGAUCUCGAACCGGUGCCGUUCACAGAGGGCCCGUUACUUGCUGAGAAACUCCGCAUUCCGACAACCUACUGCUGGUCGCCAGCCUUGAUACCAACACCUGUCAACUGGCCAGACUUCAUGGACGUCUGUGGAUUCUUCUUCCGCGAAAAACCACAAGAUGCUCCUCCCCCUGAGCUUGCAAAGUUUCUCGAUGACGGGUCCCCUCCCAUCUACGUCGGAUGUGGCAGCAUUGUCAUUGAUGACCCAGAAAGGCUGACCGAGAUGAUCCUCGGGGCGGCGGAGGCGAUCGGCGCACGACUCAUAGUCUCCCGGGGCUGGAGCAAACCAGGAGCUUCUCGUGACAGCAAUGACCGUGUGAUUUUCAUCGACGGCUGCCCUCAUGAGUGGCUCUUCCAGCACGUGGCUGCAGUGGUUCACCAUGGUGGUGCUGGCACUGCGGCAUGUGGCCUUCGCUUUGCCAAGCCGACUUUCAUCGUGCCAUUCUUUGGGGACCAAUUCUUCUGGGGUGAAAUAGUUGCGCGUGCGCGCGCCGUGCCGAAUGCUAUUCGGCACAAAGACCUGAACUUAGAGAAACUUGACCGAGGCCUUGAGCUAUUGUAUGUCUCCUGA
This is a messenger RNA of Diaporthe citri, 1371 nucleotides long. RefSeq lists its product as uncharacterized. Bases 1 to 1371 code for a protein of 456 amino acids. Gene Ontology annotation, biological process: carbohydrate metabolic process. The record is from RefSeq and is a predicted model, not a curated record. The transcript is spliced from 6 exons. Lineage: Eukaryota; Fungi; Ascomycota; Sordariomycetes; Diaporthales; Diaporthaceae. Gene Ontology annotation, molecular function: hexosyltransferase activity; UDP-glycosyltransferase activity.